Molecule: messenger RNA, 2172 nt
Organism: Metarhizium acridum CQMa 102
Lineage: Eukaryota; Fungi; Ascomycota; Sordariomycetes; Hypocreales; Clavicipitaceae
Source: RefSeq, a predicted model, not a curated record
AUGGGUGCUUCGACGCUGUUGCUUGCCUUGGGCGCGGCUGCCACGGUGCUGGCUCAAGCUAACCAUGCCAUCGACUCCUUUGCGUACCAAGGAUGCUCUUCUGUUGAUAUGUCAUGCUUCACACCGCCUGUGCUUCUGAAUGGCGAGCCGAUCACUCCGGAAAUGUGCCAGCGGGCUUGUCUAGGUCAUCAAUUCGCUGCUUUGUUCCCAACGGAUUGUCGUUGCGGAGAUGACGCCAACGUGAUUAAGCCCCUUGAUGAGAGAGCUUGCAAUAAUCCAUGCUUGGGAGAUCCAAACCAUGGCAUGUGCGGGAGCAUUUGCCCGGCUGAAGGUCCCGCAAUUGCCAAUGUCUACACGAAGACGGAAACAGCUAGCCAGCAGCCUCAAAUCGAAACCAUACAUACAACUUCUACCUUCGUUCUGCCAAUCACAUUAAUCAGUUCUGAGGAUUGCACCACGUCUGACCAGGGCCCGGUGACUGAACCACCGGCUGGAGGUCUCAUCACCCCUGUUGGAACAGCGCCUGGCAUACCUACAACGUUCACUUUUGUGUUGUCUUCCAGUCCUGCGACCAUGACAACCUCUAGUGAAAUGCCUCCUGCCCCAACUAGGCUCACUUCCUCCUGCCCUGACGAACAAAGCUCAGUAACUGAGGAACCAACUGUGGCACCACCCAUCACGACGUGCGACGAAGAUUCUUCCAUUCCUACUCCAAGCUCUGGCGUACCGGCUCCGUAUGGAACAACCACUGCCUCUCUUCCAGUGUACACGUCGGAUGCCACUACGUCGGAUGCCACUACGUCGGAGGCCACUACGUUGGAUGCCACUACGUCGGAGGCCACUACUUCGGAGGCCAAGCCCGUGACCUCGCCUGUUCCAUCUCCCCAGUCGUAUUCGGAUCCAUACAGCUCACAGAAGAAGCAGGAUCCUGCGGCGACAGCUAGCAGCGUCCCAGAUACAAGCCAGGACGAUCCAAACCGCUCUUCAACAAGCACUCUCUGGUCUCGUCCUUCGGAUGUUCUCGACCCAACUGGACAGCCACCAGUUCCAGCCCAGGUACCAGGCUCAGAUUCCACCCACAGCAUGGUCCCGCCGCUGGCGACCAUUGGAGGAUUGGCUUUGAUUGCGGCAAUCAUCAUGGUUGUCAAAAAGGUCUACAAAGCAAAUUUGCACGCUAAGCUUUUGGUUCAGGCCUCGCAGGAGCUCCAAGCCGAGUUCAACUCGUUGCUCUCCUCGCCGUCGAUCUUUGGCCUUAUUGUUGGCAUCGAAAAAGAGUCAUUAGUGCCCCUCAAAACUCUUCCAUCCAAGGGGUCCUCAUUCUUUGAAAACCUUGGGAGCUUGCAGAGCCAUCUGGAACCCAACGUCCCCCUCUACAUUCUACUUCGUCGAUACGAUGACAUCCCACGUCUGACAGCAAUAUCUUACGUUCCGGACACUGCGCACGUACGACAGAAGAUGCUGUUUGCAUCUACAAGACUGACUCUUGUGCGGGAGCUGGGCUCCGAGCAUUUCAGAGAGACGAUCUUCGUGACGACUGCAGACGAACUCAGUGAAAGCGGGUUCAAGAAGCACGACGCGCAUACCCAACUUGCUGCUCCGCUGACAGAGGAAGAACGCACCCUGGGUGAGGUCAAGCGUGCCGAGCAGGAGGCGGGAUCUGGUACAGGAACGAGGGAAAUUCACCUGAGCAAGAGCUUUGCUAUGCCUGUGGCGGAGAACGCCGUCGCCGCUUUGAAGGAGUUGGGGCAGGACGACGGACGCGUGGUGGCCAUGCUGAAAAUCAACCCCGAGAGCGAAUCCGUGGAGCUGGUCCCCGAAUCGCCCCGGCCAGAGUCUAUUACCGAGCUGGCCAAGGCGAUUUCCACCACGGAGCCCCGAUUCACGUUUUACAGGUUCAAGCACACGCACAAUGGCGCAGAGCAGUCGCCAAUCCUCUUCUUUUACACGUGCCCAUUGACGGCCGGCAACAAGUCAAUCAAGAAGCGCAUGCUCUACCCAUUGAUGAAGCGGGCGGUGCUGGAAAUUGCAGACAAGGAGGCUGGCUUGAGCCUGGAGAAGAAGUUUGAAGUCGAGGAGCCCGGCGAAAUCACUGAGCAGUCUGUGAUGGAUGAUUUGCAUCCCAAGACUACUACCAAGUCGGGGUUCAGCAGGCCCAAGCGGCCGGGUCGGUGA